GAUUUCUUCUUCUCCAGUCUCUCUCUACUCCCCCACUCUUCCCCCACUCCCCCAGCACGCCACUGCUCACACAGACCACCCCCCACUCGGAGGCGGAGUGGAGCUCCUCCAAUCCGUCCCGAAUCCGGACGCCGCUCGCACCGCCCGCACCGCCCGCAGAUGGACGCCCGCCCCCCGAUCCGCCCGCUCUGACCAGACGAACCCGGUCCCCGCCCCCGCCGCCGCCGCUGGAGCGCGGUAAUGGCGGGCUUCUAGCGCGUCGGACUUAAAGAUCUAGCCUUUCUAUUUUGUUUCCUCUCUGCCUCUUUUCUUUCGCUGGCACCGAUGGUCACCGAGAUGGCGGCGCGCGGCGGCGAGGCGGCGGCGUUCGGCGCGGAGGCCGACCGCGGCGACUUCGAGGUCUUCCGCAGCGGCUCCGCGCCGCCCACCGUCGAGGGCGCCCUGGGCGCCGCCGCGGCCGCUGCCGACCUGCUCGUGGAUGACGACCUCCGCGCCGACCCGGCGUACCAGAGCUACUACUACUCCAAUGCGCACCUCAACCCCCGCCUCCCGCCGCCGCUCCUGUCCAAGGAGGACUGGCGCUCCUCGCACCACCGCCUCCGCUCCGCGGCCUUCGGCGGGAUCGGGGACGGCAGGAGGCAGCAGCAGCCGGCUGCCCAAGGGACGGUCGGCCUGCCCGGGAUCGAUCUUGCCCGCCAGAGGAGCUUCUCCACCGUCUUUCAGGAGGAUUCGUAUCAGCGUGAUAUGGAUAGGCAGACUGCCAGCCACAAUAGUAGUGAAUCAUUAUGUUCUUCUGGAAUACAGUAUGGUCUAAAUCGUGGACCUGGAACUAUUGGAGGCCUGCACUCUAGCAAUAGUUUACGAAGCUUGGAUGAAAUUCCGAACAAUGAUCUGCCAUCAAAUACAUUUGCUUCUCUUUUAGGGUCAUCUCUUUCUAGGAGUGCAUCUCCAGAUCCUGAGCUUGUGAGGAGGGCCCCUAGUCCAUCCCUUCCUCCAAUCGGUGUGAAAGUUGGCAACACUGAUAAGAUGAAUGGUGGUUCCUCUUCUUUCCGUCGUAGUUCAUCCGCAAUCGGUGGAUCUGAUGAUCUGGUGGCUGCCUUAUCUGGGAUGAACUUAUCAUCUAGGGCAAUGAGUGGGCAAACUAUGGACCAGUCUCAGCUCUAUCAGGAUGUUGAUAACGUCCAGAAGUUUCUUUUUGAUCGACAGGGUGACCAACCAAAUGGCAAUCAGCAGCACUACAUGAGGCGUCCUGAGCAUGGACAAUCUAAGUUAUCUGAUGGAUAUUCUGCCAAUUUGGCCAAUUCAUCCACGAUGAGAAACCAGAUUAAUUCUGGCAGUUUCACAUCUUUUGACAGUUUGUCUCUUGGAUCUGGCUUUCCUUCCCCUAGGAUUGGUUCUAGAUCCCCUGGAGGGACUGUAUCUUCUCGACAAAAUUUAGCUGGUAUGUCUAACAUGCUAAACUAUAAUGGAAUUGGAAGUCCAACUGCGUCACCUUCUCUUCAGACUUCUAUUGAUCCAGCGUAUAUCCAGUACCUUGCUCAAAUUGCAGCUACCUGGGAUGAUCCUCUAAUGGACAGGAGCCAUCUGGGAAGUUCUUACAUGGACUUACUUGGUACACAGAAAGCUAACCUUGGCCCUUUACUUCAGUCACAAAAGCAAUAUGGUUACUGUGGCAAUCUUGGAUUUAACCUUGGUGGUUAUGCUGGAAGUCCAUUGACAAGUCCUGUUCUUCCCUCUUCACCUAUUGCACCAGGCAGUCCACUUAGGCAUGGUGACCGCAACAUGCGCUUUCCACCAGGCAUGAGAAACUUCGGUAAUUCCUUUGGUUCAUGGAAUUCAGGCAUGAGUGGAAAGAUGGAUGCUAAUUUGAUGCCCUCUCUCCUGGAGGAAUUCAAGAGCAACAAAAGUAAAUCAUAUGAGCUCUCCGAAAUAGCUGGCCAUGUUGUUGAGUUUAGUGCUGAUCAAUAUGGAAGCCGGUUCAUACAACAGAAGCUAGAAACAGCCAGUACUGAAGAAAAGGACAUGGUUUUUUCAGAAAUUAUGCCUCAAGCUCUCACAUUAAUGACUGAUGUAUUUGGAAAUUAUGUUGUCCAAAAGUUUUUUGAGCAUGGAAGCACUGCCCAGAUAAAGGAAUUGGCUGGUCAGCUUAUUGGACGUGUCCUUGCUCUUAGUCUUCAGAUGUAUGGGUGCCGGGUUAUACAGAAGGCUAUAGAAGUUGUUGAUUUGGAUCUGCAGACUAAAAUGGUUGCGGAGCUGGAGGGUCAUGUCAUGCGCUGUGUACGUGAUCAAAAUGGGAACCAUGUUAUACAGAAAUGCAUAGAGUGCAUUCCUCAGCAUGCUAUCGAGUUCAUUGUCUCGACAUUCUAUGGCCAAGUUGUAAUGUUAUCCACUCAUCCAUAUGGUUGCCGAGUUAUUCAGAGGGUUCUAGAGCAUUGUGAUGAUCCUAAGACACAGCAAAUAAUGAUGGAUGAGAUUCUCCAGUCUGUUUGCUUGCUAGCUCAGGACCAGUAUGGCAACUAUGUGGUUCAGCAUGUUCUGGAACAUGGCAAGCCCCAUGAGAGAUCAGCCAUUAUUGAGAAGCUAAUUGGCCAAGUUGUGCAAAUGAGCCAGCAAAAGUUUGCCUCUAAUGUCAUUGAGAAGUGCUUAGCCUUUGGAAAUCCUGUAGAACGUCAGGUUCUGAUCGGUGAGAUGCUUGGAUCCACUAGCGAAAGCGAACCUCUUGAGGUAAUGAUGAAAGACCAGUUCGCAAACUAUGUGGUGCAGAAGGUGCUAGAAACUUGUGACGAUCAGCAGAGGGAGAUGAUCUUAACAAGGAUAAAGACACACUUGAACACACUCAAGAAGUACACAUACGGGAAGCACAUAGUAGCGCGUGUAGAGAAGCUUGUUGCUGCUGGAGAGAAGCGCCUUGGGCUUCAACCAGCAUGCACCGCCGCCUGAAGGGCAAACUCUCUAAGUUGUACAGCUAACAGUUGCUAGGUUUGCCUCAUGUUUUUUUCUCUACUAAAAACCUUAUAUGAAGGCCCCUUUUGGCCUCGCCAGGAAAAAAAAUAAAUACUGUAUGUUUGCGGGGAAGAGUGUACAUUAAUUCUGUAGCAGAAAGACCCCCUACCCAUGUGGCGGAAUCAAGGGAGGAGUGAUGCGUGUGAGUCCGAUCGAUCUGAAGGCUGCUGUAAAGAGGAAGAUGGAAGGGGAAGGAGUGAGAAGCAUGUCAGUUACUCUGCUGCUGUACAAAUUAAACUUAGCUCUUAGAGUGAGGAGAAAGUAAGCUGUUAGCUGUCUGCCUAAAGGAAAGAAAGGAAAAAAAAAAGAAGCUGGAGGCCAUUGGCACCCUGUUUCAUGUGUUGGUAUAGCUGCUGUGGCUCUCCUGUUGUCUGUCUGGCCUUUGUUGUAACAUAAAGCUGAGGCGCACUAGCCUGCCUUCGUUUUCACAGUUAAGCUGAAGUUAUUAGUAUCAGCUUUCCUGAACUGCUUGGUAUGUAAUGUGACUCUGUUUCUUCCUUGUACUAAUGCUUGUCUCAUGUAAUCCAGGCCCCUAAUGUCUGAAUGUUUUAAUCUCAUUUUUCACCUCUGAUAAACGUUGUUUUUU
Molecule: messenger RNA, 3589 nt
Organism: Zea mays
Lineage: Eukaryota; Viridiplantae; Streptophyta; Magnoliopsida; Poales; Poaceae
Product: Pumilio homolog 3
Exons: 9
Coding region: 325-2940 (871 amino acids)
Biological process (GO): post-transcriptional regulation of gene expression
Cellular component (GO): cytoplasm
Molecular function (GO): mRNA binding
Source: RefSeq, a predicted model, not a curated record